Messenger RNA from Aedes albopictus (Asian tiger mosquito), 1355 nucleotides. RefSeq names its product zinc carboxypeptidase A 1-like. The coding region runs from base 16 to 1299 and encodes 427 amino acids. NCBI's taxonomy places the organism in Eukaryota, Metazoa, Arthropoda, Insecta, Diptera, Culicidae. The record is from RefSeq and is a predicted model, not a curated record. The transcript has a single exon. Gene Ontology annotation, molecular function: zinc ion binding; metallocarboxypeptidase activity. Gene Ontology annotation, biological process: proteolysis.
CGGAUAGGCGUAAAAAUGGGUCUUUCGGCGGCAGGAAGCGUCGUAGCGAUUUGCCUGUGUUUCGGAGUGACAUAUGGAAGUGAAGUUGCUCGUUAUGAUAACUACAGGGUUUACGAAGUCAUUCCAACAUCCAACAGUCAGUUGAAGUUGCUGAACGAUCUGAAACAAUCAAGUGAUAGUUUGAUUUUCUUGGAAAGUGGUACCAAUGUCGGAGCCAAGUUCAACAUCGUUGUGGCACCCCACAAGUUAGCUGACUUCACGGAAGCACUCCACAAUGAAGGUAUCCGCGCUAGAUUGCUGGAAACGAAUAUGCAAAAGUCAAUUGACGAAGAAAAACAACAAAUGGUGUCUAAACGUGCAAGAGGUGCUUUCGAUUUCAACAACUAUUAUGAGUUGGAGGAUAUCCAUGCCUGGUUAGACAAACUGGCAAACCAAUAUGAUCAAGUGGAACUCCUUGAGGGUGGAUAUUCUUACGAGAACCGAUCAAUUAAGGGUGUGAAAGUGUCUUACAAAUCAGGAAAUCCUGGCGUGUUCAUAGAAGGAGGUAUUCAUGCUCGUGAAUGGAUCUCUCCGGCAACUGUAGCUUACAUUCUCAACGAAUUACUCACAAGUACCGAUCCUAAAGUGCGAAACAUCGCAGAAAACUUCGACUGGUAUAUGUUCCCUAGUGUUAAUCCAGAUGGAUACGUCUACACUCAUAAGAAGGAUCGACUCUGGAGAAAAACCCGCACACCCUACUCUGGAGGAUGCUUUGGAGCUGACCCGAAUCGUAACUGGGACUUCCAUUGGGCGGAGCAAGGAACUAGCAGUAGAUGCCAGUCCGAAACUUAUGGUGGUCCGUACGCUUUUUCGGAAGUUGAAACGAAAACCUUGUCCGAGUUCGUCGCCUCACUCAAAGGCAAAAUCCAAGCGUACAUCUCGUUCCAUUCAUACUCCCAGCUACUUCUGUUCCCAUACGGACACACCCAUGAGCACACUCCAAAUCACAACGACCUGGACGAGAUCGCAAAGGCAACGGUGACAUCCUUAGCGAAACGAUACGGUACCAAGUACAAGUACGGAAACAUCUACGAUGCCAUCUACCCGGCCAGUGGUGCCAGUGUCGAUUGGGCCUACGGAACGUUAGAUGUGAAAAUCGCCUACACCUACGAACUGCGACCUGGUUCGGGCUCAUGGAACGGAUUUGUGCUACCACCUAAGCAGAUUGUCCCGACUGGAGAGGAGACUCUUGACUCGCUGGUGACGUUGCUGGAGGAAUCGCAGAAAAGGGGUUAUUAUGAGAACUGCAAAGAUUGUUGACGCGAACUGAUAGUGAUGUGAUAUGAAUGAAUAAAUAAAGAGCUACUUGAGUGAUA